Lymnaea stagnalis (great pond snail) is the source of this 5213-nucleotide messenger RNA. The record is from the annotation of a GenBank genome assembly. Lineage: Eukaryota; Metazoa; Mollusca; Gastropoda; Lymnaeidae.
GGGAAUUUCCAAUUGGGCUUAAAGGGAGAUCACUCUAAUUUUCUUUCAUCAACAUUAGCCGAUUCUUCUAAAAAAAAUUCAGUUUUUUAAACAAUCAAUCAAAUCCUUGCUUUGCUGCAAAGUUCUUUAUCAAGUAGUAGUAAUCUUGGUAGUAAGUAUUAUUUUCAAUAUGCCUAAUAAAAAUUAGUCACUAAUAUGACUAUACUUACUUAUACUGAUAUAAAUUAUAACACUAUUAUAGACUAUACUAUUACUAUUACUAUUACUAUUAGUACUAUACUUUACUAUACUAUUUACUAUUUACUAUUUUGUAUAGUAUAUAUUAUAUAGUAUAGUCAUAGUUUAUAGUCUAUACUAAUACUAAUACUAUAGACUAUAGUCUAUUAGUUACUAUUACUAUAGUCUAUAGUCUUAGUCUUAGUCGAGUCAUAGUAAUAGUAUAAGUUAUAAAGUAUGAUACUAGUGUAUACUAUACUACUGUAUAGUAAGUAUAUAAAUAAAAAUUAUAAUAUAUUAUAAUAUUUAAUAUAGUCAUAGUCUAAGUAUACUACAGUAUAGUAUAGUCAGUAUAGACUUUGACUAUGACUAUGUAUAAUAAUUUUUAUUAUAUCACUAUACUCGCCUACUAUUAUAAUUAUACUGUACUAUGUUAUUUAAUAUAUAAUAAUAUAAAUAUGACAUAAUAAAAUAAUCUAUAGUCUAUAGUUAAUAAUAGUUAAAGAUAAUAAACAAGUUACAGUUCUUAAUACUUAGUCUAGUUUUCAUUCAUAAGUGCUAUUACCGGUUUAUUAUAAUUUUAUAUGCCAUCAACUCCCAAGAAAUUCAAGAAUAAUAGUUCUUAGUCAUAAAUUUAUAUAAUAUUAUCAUUAUAUUCAUGAUACUUUUACUACUACUACUAGAUCUAUUACUAUUAUAAUUAUAAAACUUAAGUUUACAGUUACUUUGGUACUAAUUCUAGCUUAAAACAUUUUCAAAAUUUUAAUACAUUUAAAUUUAUUUAAAAAUAAUAAAAGUCAAAUCUUAGCAUGAUGUUCAAAUUACUUAUAAAUUAAUACACCUAAUUAAUAUAUAUUUUCAGCUAUGGUACCGGUACUGCAAACCGUCACUAUCUCUUUAAUUAUUCAGGUACAAAAUACAAGUAGGUUAGUGGGUUAUCUACAUUAGGAUGCCAUGAAGUACGAUGACGCAAGUGCAAAGAGUUGUCAAGUUUUGUAUUCCUUUAAAUACUAAAUUCAGUUCAUCUUUUUUAUAUGUCAUCCCAACUUUAUGUACUAGGCUGGAUCUACCACAUACAGUACAUCAUCAUAAGCUAACAUUUCAACAAACUUGUCAGUUUUCUCACUUGGCUGUUAAACCUCAUUUUGACAUUUGGAUACAUUGGUUCUGCAAACCAGCAAAAUGUUUUGACUCAAUAAAAAUGGGAAGAAAAUGUAAGAACAAGCUGUUGAUGAACUUUGUUCAUACAGACAGAACAAAGCUUUUACAGAAUAAUACUGAUACCAGUAUGUCAAAGUGUACCAAACAUCUUUUUCAACGACUUCCUUUUAUCCUUGAUGAUAAUAUGGAAUGCAUGCCUUCUUCAAGUAUAGAAAAACAGAUUUUGGAUUGUUUACAUGAGUGGCAAUUACAAAAAGCUGUUAACUUAUUAAAGAUAUCUUUGAAAAGUGGAGUGAAACCAGACAUACAGGUUAUAUUCAGAUUGCUACAACAUUUUUCAUCUCUUGGAGAGGUUUGUAUUUCAUUAUUGUUAAAGAAAAAGAUAUAAUUAGAUAUCAUAAGAAUGGUUUCACUUAUUACAAAUAAGUCCUAUUAUUGGUAUUAAUUAGCUGUCAACUACUGAAAUGAAGUAUUGCAUUAAAUAUAUGUAAUAUCAGAAGAUGAAUAUAAUAUAUAAUAAUAUAUAUAUAAGGCAAAUCAUAAACAUUUUAAGAGUUUUUAGUUUCUGCAAAUUUUUAUUUUAAAUUUCAUAUUAACUUUUUCAUAUAGGACCACAAGAAAACUGCCAAAGUCACCAUCAAUAUUCAUGAAAUUAUUAUUCACGCUCAUAUUGGAAAAGCACAGCAUGAUCUUAUUUUCAUUUCUUGCCAUGUAUUUUUAACUUGGUUAAAAUAUAAUAAUAUGAACUAAAAAAAACUUUAAAUUUACAAACGCAGGUAAAUUGUUUGUUAGAAAUGAAUGACAUUUUGAAAAGCAACAAUAUCAGUUUUGGUUUGGAAUUUUACAAGUGCCUUCACAUGGCCUACUGCAUCAGCGGGAAAAUUGAAGAAAGCAUAGCCAUGCUGAGAGAGAUGUAUGAGUCUGCCUCUAAAUCUGAAAAUGUUGAUGUAUUUUUUUACCUACUAACGACAAAGGUAACUUAAAAAGAAGCAAAAGUAAAAUAGACAUUUAAAAAGAAGCAAAAGUAAAAUAGACAUUUAAUUUAUUUAAAAUUUAACCCUUUUUGAUUGACAAAUUCUAAGAUGUAUUCCAUGACCAAUGUUUAUAUUAAGUUUAGAUAACUACUGCAAUGCAAAAGCAUUUUAAAUUAAAUUUCCACAUGUUCGCCUCUCCAAUAUUUAACAAAAUACGAUAUAGUAUUAGUCUAAAAAUUUAUCAAUGUGUACUUGUGAAUGCUUCCAGAUUAUAAUACAUUUUCCUCAUCGAAUAAACAUUAUUAAAAGUCUUGUUGAUGAGCUUCAGAAAAAGAAACUGCUUCUUCCCUAUGCACAAGCAUAUUUAUGGUGCUCUUUUGUUCAAGCUGAAAAGUUUAGUAAAGCUGAUGGAAUGUUGCAAGAAGAUAAAGAUCUUAAAAAAUUUAUUCCAGCACAGGUUUGUUUGCCUUUCUUUAAAAAAAUUUUUUAUGAAGGCAUGCCAUUUAUAAAUUAGCUGAAUAUAUUUUUUAUUUGUAGGAAUUCUGCUUUGAACAUUUUUAUUUAAACACUUUAAUAAAGAUUAACCCACGAAUUGCUGUCGGCUAAUUUCAUCGGCCAAUUUUCUAUCCCCAAACUGUGUCGGCUGAUAAAAUCGGCCUAUAAAAAUUGCGUUGAAAGGAUAAGUUCCAGUCCAAUAUUUUACACCAAAUAUAAUUACUUCCUUUUAUUAAUAAAUAAACUUCAGUUUUUCGCUCUUCUGCGUCCUUUUUUUAAAACUUUGCAGUUAUUUUUACAACUAUCUUUACCAAGCAAAUUUGUGUCAGUAGAUUUUCGCAAAGUGGAUGAGGCCAUAUCUGGCUUACAAAAUAAAUCAGUUAUGAAUCUUUUUGAUAAUUCUUUUUAGUUAAUGACUUAAGUUAUUAGGAAUAUGAUUUUCUGAUCACACAAGAAGACAAUGAUAAUUCUGAUUAUUUUUCUAGUGGGUCAGAAAGUGAAAUUUUGGACGAUUUAGGCGUAGACCUAGAACUAGUAGGCGUUGCCACAACAACAGGACUCAUUAAAAACUAUGUUGUAGAUGAUUUUGUACCAACGAAAAAUAAUUGGAUGUUGUUCUAUUUAUGUUUUCUUAUAUUUCAUUUUAUGGAUUAAAUAUUUAAAUAGCAGCUUUUAAAAUUUUAUCCGUUUCUUGUUAUUUAGUAAUGUUUAUAUUGUUUAUGUCGUGCUUGGUUACUUGAACGUAAUUAUAGGUAUCAGAAGAAAUAUUUUUUUGUUUAAAUCUGUUAAGAACUAAAACGUAUACGAAUAAUACAUUUUCUGAAAGAUAAAUAAAAAUUCUAUCAUAUUAUAUAAACAUUAUAAUAGUAUGCAUUUAAAAAAAUGUAGUUUGAGGUGCUUGAAAAGAGAAAAUUCAUUAUUUUCUUUAUUCUUGGUUACUCCAAGGUUAAGGUCACAGUCACUGAGUAUAAAAGAUCAUUAAAAAGUAGGCAGUAUGAUUCCCCACUCUGUAUAAUUUCAAAAAAUAUACACUAUGUGGGGUCUAGCUAUAGUAUUUGCAUUUGAAAAGGCAACAAAAAAGCUCUAAAUUGCCUUUACAGUACCAGUACAGAAACAUUACAAUUGACCGUUCGUGGGUUAAGUAAGGAUUGCAUGCAAUCUAUAUCUAUGUAGCAGGUAAUGAACCAAUCCUGACCUAACCAACUGCAAACAAAGCAAUGCUAUCAUUUUUCUACAUAAAUUUUAAUUAGCUUUAUCUCCAUAUAGUGUGUUUACCUGGUUGCACUAUUGAGUUCAUAUAGUCCUAACAUUGUAUAAUGGAUCUGUGUUUGGAGGCAUAACUUCAGGAGUUGGUCCCUAUUGGACACUGUUCUCUUCCCCCUCUCCCCAAAUUUCCCAGAUCCUACUCAAGUCAGAUGAGAGUCAACCUUUUGUUAAAAUAACGACUGAGAAAUUAAAGAGUCUUUUUAUAACACAUUUUUGAUUGUUUAUUCACUGACCAAAUUAUCUCACUUUGAACUUUUAUUUCUUUUCAUUUCUGCCAUCAGUAAAUUACGAAAUUCUCUCAAAAUGCUCCCUUUGAUGAUUACCAUCUAUUAGGCAAAGUUUACCUUAGUAUUUCCCUUACUUUUUCUUUUCUCCCCUUAUUCUAUAACUUCUUAUGUAUAGAGAUGCUUAUAAAUUCUAUUCUAUGCAUUAGUCAUCACAAGUAAAAGACCCCUAGGUGUCUGCGUCAUUUACUUUAGGUUAAUCUGGCACUUCUCACAAUUCAUGUAACGGUAGUAAAAAUUAAUUGACAUAUAAAUAAAUAUUUUCUCUCCAACUCCAAGGUGACAAAGUUAGUUCAGUUAUCAAAUGAACUGGAGUUUGAUAGAGACAAGGUUCUACUCUGGAUUUUACAGCAGUCAUAUAUCAAACCAGGUCUUAAAGCUAGUGUUUUUGAUGCUCUCAUUAUUCACAAAUGUAAGGAAUACUUUAAAUGGGCAUGAAUGUUUUUUAUUAAAAAAUGAAUUAAACUUAAACUAAAAGUUUGGGUGAUUUGUAUCAUUCCAAAUAUAAAUUGAAGUGAUUUUAUUCAUAUUUAUCUUCUUUUUUUUAAAUGUAUUGUUGGGUUUGAGUUUAAGAUAUUUUGAAUGAUGAAAAAAUUAAAGUAGCUAAUACUUGUUCUAUUUUUAAGGUAAACAAGGAGAUUGGGACCAAGCACUGAAAUACUUGUCAGAUGCCAUGCUUCAAGGACUAAAAAUACACAAAGAUACAUUAAAAGUGUUUCUCUCUAAAUUCUUGUGUGAAUUCUCACAUUCACAAAUUCAGCAGUUUUCAAAUUGGGCAAAGAAUCAAUAAAGUUAUGAUUUGUUUUAGGAAUGUUAU